Messenger RNA from Notolabrus celidotus (New Zealand spotty), 2292 nucleotides. It is a transcript of the gene nxn, whose product is annotated as nucleoredoxin. The transcript is spliced from 8 exons. Gene Ontology annotation, molecular function: thioredoxin-disulfide reductase (NADPH) activity. Lineage: Eukaryota; Metazoa; Chordata; Actinopteri; Labriformes; Labridae. The record is from RefSeq and is a predicted model, not a curated record. Bases 208 to 1464 code for a protein of 418 amino acids.
CUGAGCGCAUUCCUCCACAGCGCUCACACCGGAGCAGGAGCCGCGGUGGAGCAGCACAGACCGCAUCGCCUCACAGGGGCUGGGAUCUCACCUAAACCCUCACACAGGAGGUGAAGGAAGUGCCGGGUGUCGUCUGCACAUUGCGGUGUACAUGCACAGCAGCCUUGGCUGAGGAUAACGUUGUGUGUACGAGGACUGUGCGCUGCCAUGUCGGAGUUUAUGGUGAGUCUGUUCGGGGAGCGGCUCGUCAACAGCGAGAAAGCCGAGGUGGACGUACAGUCGCUGGGAUCCAAGCUGUCCCUGGUCGGGCUCUUCUUCGGGUGCAGCCUGAACGCACCGUGCAAGCAGUUCAACGGCAGCCUGUGCGAGUUUUACAGCAGGUUCAAAAAGACGUCUGAACACAAGGAUAAAUUGGAAAUCGUCUUCAUCUCGUCUGAUCAGGACCAGAAACACUGGCAGGACUUUUUGCAGGAGAUGCCAUGGCCUGCGUUACCUUUCAAAGACAGACACAAAAAGAUGAAGCUGUGGAACAAGUACAAGGUAACCAGCAUCCCGUCUCUGGUGUUUGUGGACGCAACUACGGGGAAGGUGGUGUGUCGAAACGGUUUACUGGUGGUCAGAGACGACCCUAAAGGCCUGGAGUUCCCCUGGGGGCCGAAGCCAUUUGCAGAGGUGGUGGCGGGGCCUCUGCUCAGGAACAACAGGCAGACGACAGACAGCAGCUCUCUGGAGGGGCACUAUGUGGGAGUGUACUUCUCUGCACACUGGUGCCCGCCGUGCCGCAGUUUGACCCGGGUUUUGGUGGAAUCGUAUCGAAUCGUGAAAGAGUCAGGAAAGAAGUUUGAGAUUGUGUUCGUCAGCGCUGACAGGUCAGAGGAGUCCUUUAAGCAGUACUUCAGUGAGAUGCCGUGGUUGGCGGUGCCGUAUUCAGACGAGGCUCGACGAUCGCGGCUGAACAGACUCUACGGAAUACAAGGUAUUCCCACGCUGAUUCUCCUGGACGCAGAAGGUCACAUGAUCUCACGACAGGGCCGUGUGGAGGUGCUGAACGACCCGGAGUGCCACCUCUUCCCCUGGCACCCUCGGCCCGUGCUGGAGCUCAGCGAGUCCAACGCAGUGCAGCUCCACGAGGGGCCCUGCCUUGUGCUGUUUGUGGACGCAGAGGAGGAAGGUGAAUUAGAGCCAGCCAAGGAGCUGAUCCAGCCAAUAGCAGAGAAGCUUAUGGCCAAGUACAAAGCCAAGGAGGAGGAGACGCCGCUGCUGUUCUUUGUGGCUGGAGAGGACGACAUGAGUGACUCCCUGCGUGACUACACUAACCUCCCUGAAGCGGCGCCCCUCCUCACCAUCCUGGACAUGUCGGCUCGGGCAAAGUACGUCCGCGACGUGGAAGAGAUCACGCCGGCCGUAGUGGAUCAAUUUGUCGGCGACUUUCUGGCUGAGAAGCUCAAACCAGAGCCCAUCUAAAGGGGACGUCCGAAUAUUCAAUGGACUGAACUACAUGGGACUCGCUCCAUUGUGCCCCUCCCACCUCUCUCUCCCCCAGACUGUUAGAGAGAUGUCUCACUUUUUACUGACAUUUUAACCUUUUUUUAGACAUGUUCCUCUUUUCAUGGAGUCCUCUUUCUCCUGUGGUGCCUUGCAUUGAUGAUAGUCCCUACAGUAAUAUAUAUGGAGAUUCUGUUGGUUCUUUUUUUUUUUUGCCUUGAGGAAAGUGUUUUUUUUUUCACUUGAUAGCUUUUCUGAACUCUAGAGAAACCCAGAGAAUUACCCAGUGGACCUACUUAUUCAGCUGAUUCUUUGCUUACUGUUUUGUCUGCAAAAUCCUUGUUACUUUCUGAAUGAUGCUGAGAAGAAUUAAAUGGGCUUUUUUUGGAUGUAGUUGGAUGUAGCCGUAAGCCUUUUAUGGCCCUAUUUAAAGAAAAAAAAACCCUGACAGGUGCACAUACAGUAAAGAUCACAUUAUACCUGCUUGUAACAGACCAAUGACUGAUGUUUUUAAACCCCUGUGUCUUCUUGCGUGUUAUGAUGUGAAUGAAAGUCAUCUCUUGCCAGUUGUUAGCGGUGGUUCUCAUCUCAAAGUCAUUCGGAGGAUUUUCUGUGAAGGUCCCCUAAUGAGGAGGUCGGGCUGUUUCUGGUGUUUGAAAAGUGUUGAAUGUAUAGAUCCCUGUAUUCUGUUACUCCAAUCAUGACUUCUCACACCCAUUAAAACUAUUCACUGGCAAAGCACAAAGUUUUGUUGCUUUCUAAAUUCUACCAAUAAAGUUAGCUCUUGGGUAUGUUAAAUACACCUAA